CUUUUUCCAGACAGAUCCAUUCAUCCAUGGCUACUGCUACCGAGAAGCUCACUCAGCUCAAAUCUGCUGUCGCCGGCCUUAAUCAAAUCAGUGAAAAUGAGAAAAAUGGAUUCAUUAAUCUCGUCUCUCGAUACCUGAGUGGCGAAGCACAGCACAUUGAAUGGAGUAAGAUCCAAACACCGACUGAUGAGGUUGUCGUUCCUUAUGAUACGUUGGCUCCUACACCAGAUGAUCCUGCUGAAACCAAGAAAUUGUUGGACAAGCUUGUUGUGCUAAAGCUUAAUGGUGGUUUGGGAACAACAAUGGGCUGUACUGGUCCCAAAUCCGUCAUUGAAGUUCGCAAUGGAAUGACAUUUCUCGACUUGAUUGUUAUCCAGAUUGAGAAUCUCAAUUCCCAAUAUGGGUGUAAUGUUCCUUUGGUUCUCAUGAACUCAUUCAACACUCAUGACGACACAUUUAAGAUUGUGGAGAAGUACUCCAAGUCCAAUGUUGAGAUUCACACCUUCAAUCAGAGCCAAUAUCCUCGUCUGGCUGUAGAAGAUUUUACACCAUCACCUUGCAAAGGACAGACAGGGAAGGAUGGAUGGUAUCCUCCUGGUCAUGGUGAUAUUUUCCCAUCUCUAAUGAACAGUGGCAAGCUUGAUGCUUUCUUAUCACAGGGAAAAGAGUACGUGUUUAUUGCCAACUCGGAUAACUUGGGUGCUGUAGUUGACUUGAAAAUCUUAAAUCAUUUGAUCCGAAACAAGAAUGAAUACUGUAUGGAGGUCACACCCAAGACGCUGGCAGAUGUGAAAGGUGGUACCCUCAUCUCUUAUGAGGGAAAAGUUCAGCUUCUUGAAAUUGCUCAAGUUCCUGAUGAACAUGUUAAUGAAUUCAAGUCAAUUGAGAAGUUCAAAAUUUUCAAUACCAAUAACUUGUGGGUGAACCUGAAUGCAAUUAAGAGGGUGGUCCAAGCUGAUGCACUCAAAAUGGAGAUCAUUCCGAACCCUAAGGAGGUGGAUGGGAUCAAAGUCCUUCAACUGGAAACUGCAGCUGGUGCAGCCAUUAGGUUCUUUGACAAUGCUAUUGGGAUAAAUGUACCUCGAUCACGAUUCCUUCCAGUGAAGGCAACUUCAGAUUUGCUCCUGGUUCAGUCUGAUCUUUACACCUUAGAUGAUGGCUUUGUCAUUAGGAACAAAGCUAGAACAAAUCCUGAAAACCCAUCUAUUGAAUUGGGGCCUGAAUUUAAGAAGGUUAGCAAUUUCCUGAGUCGAUUCAAGUCAAUUCCAAGUAUCAUUGAGCUGGAUAGCCUUAAGGUGACUGGUGAUGUAUGGUUUGGUGCUGGUAUUACUCUCAAGGGGAAAGUGACCAUUGCUGCAAAGCCUGGAGUGAAGUUGGAAAUUCCUAAUGGAGCUGUAAUUGAAAACAAGGUAAUUAAUGGCCCUGAAGACCUUUGAAAGUACUCGGCAGGAAGGGCCAACUUUGUGGAAGACGUGUUUUUUCAAAAACUAUGGUUGUCUAUUUUGAUCGGAAAAUAAAAAUAGCAUACUGUCAAGUAUCUGAGUUACUUACAUUUGUAACAUACAAGAGUGAUGUUUGGUUUGGGAGUUGGUUUUUUGAGCAGCUUGCAGUGCAAGUCAAGUUUUUUUUGUUCUUUUCCUCCUCAUGAUGCUUGUAUGACACCAAUCUAGUGUUUGUUUAAUAUAUAUCUUUGAAUUUA
Molecule: messenger RNA, 1699 nt
Organism: Rubroshorea leprosula
Lineage: Eukaryota; Viridiplantae; Streptophyta; Magnoliopsida; Malvales; Dipterocarpaceae
Source: the annotation of a GenBank genome assembly